AAAAAAAAAAAAAGAACUCUGAAGCUGUGCUUGUACUUCUGGGUGUCUUCAAAAAAACACUUUCAAAAAAAAAACAAGCUGGGAAAACAUUACAGUUAGAGGGAAGGUAGUAAAACUUUGUGUGAGAUUAUAUUGGCAGGGCGGUGUUCAUUUGCAAAAAAAUUAGUUGAUUUUCAUCAUUCACAUGACCUGAUGCAUAGAGUUCAUUGGUACAUCUGUAACAUCCUCAGAAGCACCAACACAUGCAUGUCCAGAUGGUGUGGCCAGGAUCACUUGUGUGCAAAGAGGAUGACAAGGGGUGUAGGUUGUCAAGUCUUCAUCAUGCUGCUGGACUUCUUCAUGGUACUAUAAAGUAGUUUUUGGACAAAUCUUUCAUACUCUUCAGGAGUCACUGGUUGGUAUGGGAUGGGUCUUUGCUGUAGAAACUUGCUGACUUCAGGUUUUAUAAAUCUUGGACCAAGUUUGGACCUGGUUUUGUUUUGUUGGGUUUUUUUUAAACCUUUUUGUUGUUGUGUGUUUUUUCUUUAUCUGAAUGUUUGAAAUGCAUGCUUGAGGUCUGUUUUUCUAUUGGGCCAAGAAGGAAAGGGGUUGUGUUUGUGAUACGCUGCAAACUUGUUACCAUCCUUCUGGUGCAGGAUCUUUUGCUGAUGAGUCAUUGAUACUGUCCUCCUACCAGAGUGGAGGCCUUUUGGCCAUUACGUAAACAGUGUAUUUCUCAAUUGCAGUGCUGGGAAUAGUGUCCUGAAAACAGUGUCCAGGGAACAGCAUUCUUCAUUAUUGGUACAGCUGUGCUUUUAACCCUUGGUUCAUGUGUGUGUGGGUGUACAAAGUCACUCUCUCUUACAGUCAUGUGGCAGUUAUGCCAAUCCUAAUAUUUCUGUUAAGAUUGGCAUGACAACAGUAACUUUCAAAUGGAAAAAUAGAAAUAAAAUCUUAACAGAUUUAAAAAAAGAAGAAACUGCUCAUUUUUGUGUCGAACUGUAUGGGCUGAUUGUUGACAGCUGCAGUUUAAGAGGAAGAAUGUACAUUUGACAUGGGGAUAAAUCAAAAACCUAACUUUCCCAUGUUUCUAGGUCUGGCUUGAUCAGGAGGCAUUUUGGAAGGUUUCCUGUACUUAGCAGGCAGUGAGAUCCUCUUUUGCCAUCUUAUUCCAAACUUCCCAGCUUGUGUAUUUAUUCAGUGGAACUGCAAGUACUGGAUGCAUUUUUCUCUGUGGAACUGUUUCUACAUGGGCAGCUUUACUUCCUUCCUUAAUAAAAACACUUCUUUGCUCUUGUGUAACUUUUAUGCAAGCUGCAGCAUUUUCAAGGCAUUCCAUGUAUAAAAUGCACAUCAUGAAAAAUAUUUGUUUUAUAAACAACCAGUUUUCUGUAGAGGCCAUUGAACGGUAUAUUCAUAUCAUAGAUGGCAGGCAUCGGUUUGUUGAGGUUUAUUUUUGUAAAUCAUCUCCCCGCACACAUAUUUGCCAGUGGAGGGUCCCGUUACCAGAAUUAGCCAAGUAAAUUGAACUAUGAGUUCAAUGAUGUGAUUUCAUUCUAAGUGCUGAAGUCAGAGGUGCAGUCUGCAGGAGUAUAUAAUGGUUUCUCACCUUGUUUUCCUCCUCUCCCUCCCUUCCUCCCUCCCUCUCUAUUUACAGGUUAUUCUAAUAUUUGUCUGUGUGUUGACAAAGGAAUCUGUAGAAAUUACUCCACUGCCAUAUAGAGUGCAAGUCCAUCGGGUAGCUUUGGAUGGAGGAGACCCCUCUAACCCUUUGAGGAGAGAAAAGAGACAGAUGCACUGUCAACUGGGACAAUACCUACACCCCAGAAAGACCCACUGCUGCAUGAGGUGUCAUGCAGGUACCUACAAGGCAAAAGAUUGUGAUGGGCCUGACCAGGCAACUGUCUGUCUUCCAUGUGCCAAUGGCACAUUCACAGCUGUUGACAACACCAUGUCUAAAUGCUUCCAGUGCAAACGCUGCCGUGCAGCACUCCAGCAGAUAGUAGAGACCCCCUGCACCCCAAAGCAAGAUACUGUAUGUGGCUGUCAGAAGAAUCAGUAUCAGAUUGAUUCUGAGUCUGAAUACUUCCAGUGUAGGAACUGCAGCUCGUGCGCCGAUGGGAUUAUUGCCAGCUGCUCAAAGAACAAAGAUGCCAUUUGCAGAUGUAAGCCUGAAUUCUUCCUGUCACGUAGUAAUAUUUGCAAGCCUUGCAACAGCUGCACGGGAGAAGACUGCUUGCGGUGUCCUAGCCCAGUCGCUACCUCACCGACUUCAUCUGGGCUGAAUGGAAACCUUGUACUUGGCACCCUUGUUGCAAUAUUUGGAGUUAUCCUUGUCCUCUGUGUUGCACGUAAAGUAGGGAAGCUGGUCCAGAAAUAUAAGACAGUGUCUUUCUACUCCUGUGUUUCUUUGCCACAGACAACCAAGGAGCCGGUAUCACAGGUUGAGGAAAAAAUAAAUGAAAUUUCCACCCUUCAUCCUGAGUCCCAGAAGGAAACAGAAUUGCCAUUAAAGGCAACCCUAUCAUCUGCACCCCUGCCACAGAGUUCACAUGAGUUACCAGACUGUGUCAGACCUGCCAGGAAGACACAGCUUCCAGACAACCCUGCUAUCCUGUACACCGUGGUGGAUCACGUGCCGCCGUCGCGGUGGAAGGAGUUUGUGCGGCGCCUGGGCCUGAGUGACUACGACCUGGAGCGGAUUGAGCUGGAGCACCGGCGCCUGCGAGACGCCCAGUACGAAAUGCUCCGACUGUGGAGACUGCAGCUGGGCCGUGCUGCCACUGUGGAGCACAUCAGCUGUGUUCUCAACCAGAUGGAGCUCAGUGGCUGCAGUGACGCUGUUCAAGAAGCUUUGCUAAACCAGAACUCUCCUCAACCGUGCAGCCUCCACAACCACCUUUAAUCUACUUCUGCUUUAGCUGCCUUUGACUAUUAAGAGGGGAUCAUAGCUCUCUUUCUUUCCUCAUAUCUCCCCAUCUUUGUAACACUCGUCAGCUGAUUUUGUUGGAGACAGCAGCAGGUUAUGCUGGAGGAAGGCUGAGGUUUGCUUCUUAACCACCACGUAGUUCAACCUUUAAGGCAUGGCAGACCUCCUCAACACCUCCUCUCCCAAGGAGGGGAAGCACCUCAUAAAGGAAGUGGUGAACUCUGACCAAGAUGCAAAGAGGAGCUCUGAGUGACUUGAUCAUAGAUCAGCUUCUAGGGACAAGUUGUUGCCGAAACAGGUACUCCACACAUCGUGUGGUGGGUAAACUUGUAGGGUGCUUUGGUUAAGCUGACUGUUCAGAUGUUAAAGUACUCACUCACUUCUUGCAGAUCUAUUUUUCUGCGAGAUCAACCAGUUGAAGUGGCUCAUAUUGCAGCCUUUUGAUUGCUAAAUCUGACUCAGAGGAAGUGGUGGGAGGAUGUGCCUAUUUCUGGGAGCAGGAGAGGAUUGCCCUCUCUCGGUAGCAACUAGUAGGUAGGGCUGUAGCAAGACUCCUGGAGAUUGAGAACUGGUUCUCUCUGCGAGGAACGGGAUGACAUUAUCCUUUCCACACCAUGUCCCUCAGGUUCCAGAAGAGUAAGAAUUCCAAGCCAGUGAGUCAGAUGAGAGGGUUGGUGCUUUUUUCCUCAAGUUUUUUUUUUCUGUAUCUAGAAAUCAUGUAAAUUAGCAUUAACAAAACACCUGCCUGUGUGUCUGUCCAAGUGCAGGGUGGCAAGGAGUGUGUGCAUCUUCCUGGGGGAGGUGGUACCUAUGCAUGAGCACAGGUAGCACGAGCACCUCUGCAAAUCUGCGCUGGCACACAGGCUGGUAGGCUUGUGUCUACCUGCUUAUCUACAUAUGGAUGAUUCCAUGAAUCUAACUGCAAAUGGGACUGUGUACGUGUCUGUACAGAUAUUUUAGCAACUGUUGAAUAACUGCACACUACUUCUCAGACUGUGUUCUGUGAUUGCUGCUUGGCUGUGGGAGCCCUUCGGUACCAUCUCCAGGCUCUCCCCAUCACUUUCUCACCGGAAUUAACCUGGGAGAACCAGAUGUAGAAAAAUGCAACUAGCCUGCACCAGGUGCAGGGUGUCCACAUGUUUGUAACAUGUGUUAUUUCAGUCUCUGAUCCCUUUAUCAGAGAGGAACCUUCUAUUGUAAAUACACUAAAUGUUCUGAAUUAAAGUGAAUAUUUUUA
Messenger RNA from Pyrgilauda ruficollis (rufous-necked snowfinch), 4145 nucleotides. It is a transcript of the gene TNFRSF1A, whose product is annotated as TNF receptor superfamily member 1A. Gene Ontology annotation, cellular component: membrane raft; signaling receptor complex; mitochondrion. NCBI's taxonomy places the organism in Eukaryota, Metazoa, Chordata, Aves, Passeriformes, Passeridae. Gene Ontology annotation, molecular function: tumor necrosis factor binding; tumor necrosis factor receptor activity. The coding region runs from base 1577 to 2884 and encodes 435 amino acids. Gene Ontology annotation, biological process: signal transduction; inflammatory response. The transcript has 9 exons. The record is from RefSeq and is a predicted model, not a curated record.